Mycena citricolor is the source of this 423-nucleotide messenger RNA. Lineage: Eukaryota; Fungi; Basidiomycota; Agaricomycetes; Agaricales; Mycenaceae. The record is from the annotation of a GenBank genome assembly.
CGACGGGAGACGUCUUCUCUCCAACGCCUGAUCUGACUUCACCCCGAAACCAAAGCUCUGAACAAUUUCCGUCAGGCGGGAGCAGGUCAAACUGCUGCGGAGUGCAGCAAAGGAUCUGUUGCGGAGUGGAGUUGCUGCGAAGACUGGGCGGAUGUACGUAUUGACCCUGUGUGUUCGCUGUUAAGACAUAUGUCGGAGAAUCGGGGAGAAACGGCAGCGAUCGCACGUCUUGUCCAGUCGGUGGCUAUUCAGGGUGGUCCCUGAGUCUUUUAGAACCCUCAUACGCAGCAGUACUGGUCCACGGACUCUCCGCCUGCUGCGCCCUGCAUUGUCCCGAUUUCUCAACUUUCGAUAUUCAUUGAACAAGUCAGUUACACUCUGAAAGAGAUGGAAAGUGCAACCGGGAGACAACAGAGGGAUAGC